Molecule: messenger RNA, 482 nt
Organism: Xenopus tropicalis (tropical clawed frog)
Lineage: Eukaryota; Metazoa; Chordata; Amphibia; Anura; Pipidae
Product: polypeptide N-acetylgalactosaminyltransferase 10
Exons: 3
Coding region: 12-431 (139 amino acids)
Biological process (GO): protein O-linked glycosylation
Cellular component (GO): Golgi membrane
Molecular function (GO): carbohydrate binding; polypeptide N-acetylgalactosaminyltransferase activity
Source: RefSeq, a predicted model, not a curated record
GUAAUGUAAGGAUGGACAUGUGUGUGGGCAUAAAGCAUGUCACUUCUGGCACUGAAAUCCGCCUGGAAGCUUGUAACAAAGGACGCAAUAGUGAUACGUGGGGAGCCAGACAGGUGUUCACUCUGGGUUGGAGAGAAGAUAUACGCCCUGGGAUCCCACAGCACACUAUGAAGUCUUGCUUCGAUGCCGUGUCGCAAACUAGCCCUGUCACCCUCUUUGACUGUCAUGGCAUGAAGGGCAACCAACUGUGGAAAUACAGAAGGGAUAAGACUGUGUAUCAUCCGACUAGCAACAGCUGCAUGGAUUGCAAUGAGGGCGAGUACAAGAUCUUCAUGAAUAAGUGCAACCCCUCCUCCCCAACGCAACAAUGGACUUUUGAACACAUCAAUUCCACUAUACUAGAGGCCUUUAACAGAAACAAGGACUUAUAAUAGAGGGAGAAAUAUACAGAUAUAAAUAGGAAUAUAUAUAUUUUAAAUCUA